UACGUACACGGGCUGCAGUUCAAAGAGUCUUCUUUCUGUCUUCAAUUGCGGGGGAAUCCGUCAACAGCCUCUCAUUCUAUCUAUUCUACAAUCUUCUCGUCUAUUUAUCAUCCGUGAAGGCAGGAUACAAGAUCAGCUGUGAUCAUGGACCCGGAAGCAUUUUUGGAUGUGGCCAAUCAGGUCAUCAAGCUGAAAAUGUUUCCGUUUUUCGACAUUGCUCACAGUUUACUUGCCGCGCUGGCCGUGCGCGAGGACUUGGGCGCCAAUGCACAGGCCUUCUCCCGUAAGCAUCCAUUGGCCUGCUGGCUCUCGACCAUGCUCGUCAUCUUUGCCGGUGGCAUGGUGGCCAAUGGUCUGCUCGGCGAACCCAUACUGGCACCAUUGAAAAAUACCGGCCAGCUUUUAGUGGGCACAGCCGUAUGGUACGUUGUCUUCUAUACGCCGUUCGAUAUUGGUUACAAGGUGGCCAAAUUCCUGCCCGUGAAAAUUGUGGCCAGUGCCAUGAAGGAGAUAUAUCGGGCAAAAAAGGUCUACGACGGUGUGGGGCAUGCGGCCAAGCUGUAUCCGAAUGCCUGGAUAAUCAUGAUCAUCAUUGGCACUCUGAAGGGCAAUGGGGCGGGAUUCACCAAGCUGAUUGAACGCCUCAUUCGUGGCGCAUGGACACCAACGGCCAUGGAAUUCAUGCAGCCAAGCUUCUACACCAAGGCUUCUCUGCUUGCUUCGAUCAUCUUUGUGCUGGACAAGAAGACCGACUGGAUCUCAGCACCGCACGCUCUGGUGUACUUUGGAAUUGUAAUCUUUUUGGUUUACUUUAAGCUGUCGUCCAUUCUGCUGGGCAUACACGAUCCCUUCCUGCCAUUAGAGAAUCUGGGCUGUGCCAUCUUCUUUGGCGGCAUUUGGGAUAGCUUGGCCAAGAUCUUGGGCCGCGGACAGGCCAAGGAUGGCGACAGUAAAGAUGUUAAGAAAAACAACUAAAACAUUAUUUUGUAGUUAGAACAAGAACAAACGUAAUCAAUCAUCGCUGCCAAACCAAACGCACAGACAUACAUAUAGCAUAGCAUGAACUAUCACUAGAUCGAUCGAUUGUACGAUUUCGAGCCAAAGACAUAUAUUUUUGUUGUUGUUGUGAGUAUCACUCUCGAUGGCCAGCACCCAGGGGGUGUGUAUGGUGCUGCUGGCCAUCGACUUGUGAUUAAGGACCCUAUCCGUAUAAAUUUGUGUAUUCUAAUGUAUUGCAAUUGGUAGGAUUAAUUAUGGGACAGAACUACACACUUAGAUACCAUAUAAACAAACACACACACGCACAUAAUACAUUAUUACAUCAUAAUACAUUAUUAUCUACGACUUGAACGACAAAACAGACGAUGCCAUGCCGUAAAAGAGGCAGAAAGAACGAAAGUGUGUACAUAAAUACAUAUAUUGAAAGUGCAGCAGAGUGCAGCAGCAGAAGAAAGUGAGUGUCGUGUUGCUUCGCUUCUAUAUAUAUUUUAUUUUAUUUGACUUUAUUUUUUUAAAUACAUUUUAAGAGUGUUUUUAUUUUAGGGCCACCUUUGAACACGCAUUCAAAAGCUGUUUUUGAAGGCUUAAUAAUUUUUUUUGUAAGAGGUAUGAAUGUUUAUUGGUUGCAAUAAAAAAAAUAUGUAAACUA
Molecule: messenger RNA, 1648 nt
Organism: Drosophila persimilis
Lineage: Eukaryota; Metazoa; Arthropoda; Insecta; Diptera; Drosophilidae
Product: trimeric intracellular cation channel type 1B.1
Exons: 4
Coding region: 145-975 (276 amino acids)
Biological process (GO): potassium ion transmembrane transport
Cellular component (GO): membrane
Molecular function (GO): potassium channel activity; identical protein binding
Source: RefSeq, a predicted model, not a curated record